This is a messenger RNA of Ornithorhynchus anatinus (platypus), 354 nucleotides long. It is a transcript of the gene NHLH1, whose product is annotated as nescient helix-loop-helix 1. Gene Ontology annotation, molecular function: protein dimerization activity; RNA polymerase II cis-regulatory region sequence-specific DNA binding; DNA-binding transcription factor activity, RNA polymerase II-specific. The coding region runs from base 1 to 354 and encodes 117 amino acids. Lineage: Eukaryota; Metazoa; Chordata; Mammalia; Monotremata; Ornithorhynchidae. The record is from RefSeq and is a predicted model, not a curated record. Gene Ontology annotation, biological process: regulation of transcription by RNA polymerase II. The transcript has a single exon.
AUGAUGCUGAACUCGGAGCCCCCCCCGAGCCGGUGGGAAGCGGAGUCCGGCUCGGGCGAGCGCGGGGGCGGCCAGGCCCGGGUCCCCGGGCCCGCGGGGGGCGAGGCGGCCCGCCGGGACCCGCAGCCGGCCCUCAGCCGGGAGGAGCGGCGCCGCCGCCGCCGGGCCACGGCCAAGUACCGCACGGCCCACGCCACGCGCGAACGCAUCCGCGUGGAGGCCUUCAACCUGGCCUUCGCCGACCUGCGCCGCCUCCUGCCCACCCUCCCGCCCGACAAGAAGCUCUCCAAGAUCGAGAUCCUGCGCCUCGCCAUCUGCUACAUCUCCUACCUGAACCACGUGCUGGACGUCUGA